Molecule: messenger RNA, 2192 nt
Organism: Apodemus sylvaticus (European woodmouse)
Lineage: Eukaryota; Metazoa; Chordata; Mammalia; Rodentia; Muridae
Gene: Ankrd55
Product: ankyrin repeat domain 55
Exons: 11
Coding region: 11-1858 (615 amino acids)
Molecular function (GO): protein binding
Source: RefSeq, a predicted model, not a curated record
GUGGUAAACGAUGAGACAGGCUACAAUGGAUUUCAGCACUUCACCUGUGUUUGAUCAGAACAAAGGUGACUCAUCUGAAGAAGUCGACCUGACCAUGGUGUAUCAGGCAGCAUCGAAUGGAGAUGUCAACUCUCUGACUGCCGUGAUUCGGGAGGACCCGUCCAUCCUGGAAUGUUGUGACAGUGAGGGAUGUACGCCCUUGAUGCACGCGGUGUCCGGACGUCAAGUGGACACAGUGAAAUUGCUGCUAAAGAUGGGCGCCAACAUUAACACACAGGAUGCAUAUGGCCGCACCAGUUUAUGCCUGGCAACCUACCUGGGCUGGCUUGAAGGCUGUGUGAGUCUGCUCAGGAACGGGGCCAAGCACAACAUCCCAGACAAAAAUGGCCGCCUGCCACUGCACGCCGCCACUGCAGAGCCUGAUGUGAGGCUCCUCACAGUUCUGCUGCAGCAAUCCAGCCUCGGUGAGAUCAACCAUCAGGACACAGAGGGAAUGACGCCACUCCACUGGGCAGCUUUCCACAACCGGCCUCAACACACCCAGAUGCUGUUGAAGAAGGGGGCAGACCCCACCCUUGUGGACAAGGACUUUAAAACAGCUCUCCACUGGGCAGUCCAGAGUGGAAAUAGAAUUCUGUGCUCCAUCAUUCUGAGCCAUCGACAGGGCCCGUCCAUUAUCAACUACGACGACGAGAGUGGGAAGACGUGUGUCCACAUCGCAGCAGCUUCGGGUUUCGGAGACAUCAUCAACGAUCUGGCAAAGGUCCCCGAGUGUAACCUGCAGGCUCUGGAUGUGGAUGACAGGACACCCCUGCACUGGGCUGCAGCUGCUGGAAAGGCAGAAUGUGUCCAGUCACUGCUGGACUUGGGCAUGGACAGCAACCUAAGGGACAUUAACGAGAGCACACCCCUGGCCUAUGCUUUGUACUGUGGUCACACGGCCUGUGUCAGGCUCCUCUCCCGAGAAGGCCGAGCAGAGCCUGCUAGGUCUCCGCCCUCCCAGAACAGUCAGCCCCCAAAGAAGGAAGGACGAUUCAGCAUGCUCAACCAAAUCUUCGGCAAAAACAAGAAAGAGGAGCAGAAAGCCCAUCAGAAGGACCAGAGCAGGGCCAGACCUAAGGAGGAGGACACCUCGGAAGUCAAUGACAUCAUCACCACCUUUGACAGCGUCGUGGAUACCAACUGCCAAGGUCAGCCUGGUGACCAGGUGGACAUGGUUGUCUUUAAGAAGAGGACCUCCGAGAAUUCAAAGUAUCUCUUGCCAGAAAAGAAAUCCCUGGCCCGGAAGGGGCUCCCACCAAUCAGAACACAGAGUCUCCCACCCAUCACCCUGGGCAGUAACUUCCUGACAGCCUCUCAUGGGACGACGACGACGUCCCAUGCUGGCCUGAGCUCUGGUCCUCAGCAUACUGCCCAGCGUUCUCAGAAAAGUCGAAGUGAGCAGGACUUAUUAAAUAAUAGGACUGGCUGCCAGGUGUCGCUAGAUAAUCCCUGGAAGGGUGACACUAGGCAGGUGUUCUCCUGCAAGGCUUGGACUGUGUCUUCUUCCGAUAAGUUACUAGACAGGCUGUUCGCUGGCCAGCCUGGUCACCAGGAGCUUUCUGGGCCACCACAUCUUCCUCAUCUACACAACCCCUCACCAGGACAAGCUCUUCAGCAUCUCUCCCCAAACAGACCUAAAAUCAGGGAUCUCCCCUUCAUUCGGAACAGCCUUGCACCUCUGCCGGACCAGAAAUUUCUAUCUGGAGAACCCCUGAGAACCAACCGGGUGCUUCCGGCGAUUCCAAGCCAGAGAGGACAUGAGCCACCAGCUGAGGAGAGCAAGUCGUGCCCCAGUCCCACCCAUGAAGAAAACUAACUGCAGGUCGUUCUCUGUGGAAAUAUAGAAGAUAUAUAUUUUUCAACCUUCCAAGGGUGAGAUUACUCUAGUUUAUAUGAGCAAAGUCUUAAUUUAGUAAGCUGCGUUCUACUACAAGCCAUUCACGGUUUUAUAAUUCGAGGUUCCUUAUUUCUAAUAAAUACACUUCCUAAAUACUCACUUAGAAUCUUCAGGCGUGCAAACAUCACCAAGUCUAUGAGUUUCUGUGCCCCCUUCCCCCUACACACUGUAAUUCAGAAACAAAAUACACUCCUGGAGGAGGAUUUAGGUAUGUUUUAUUUAUGUUUGUGCCAUGUUUGCUGUUUGGUCUGGU